AUGAAAGGGGCUCUAUCACCGUCAGACAGCGAAACAAAUAAUUCAUUGAGCGCAGUCUCCCCAUUUACCCCGGAUAACAUACGGGGAAGCAUAAUCCUCACGCCAGAGCUAGCAUUAGGGUCAUCUUCACCAAACUUUAUCUCACACUCUCACCACAAAUCGCCUCCAGUCCCGCCAACCAAACCGCACCCAAGCGAGCUCAUCGCUUCAGUCCCUCCCCGGCCAGGCUAUACCCCAGAACUACCAGACACGUGCUUCCAUCGGCUGCGCGCCGAACUAGCCUCCCACUCCCAGAGCGAGCUGAUUAACGUACCCAUAGAGCAACGACAGCGACAGCAGAAUGGCACCACAUCAAGGACUAAUCCACGAUCUUGGGAAUCGCCUGGCUUGGCGCCUAUGCCUAGUUCAUGUGCAAGCUCAGCAAGAGGAACCGGCAACGGCAGCGGCCACGGCCAUAGCAAUAGCAAUGGUAGCAGUCCUAGGAGAAACCAAGCUGGACGGAUCAUCACCGCCGAGGGAGUUGUCCUAGGCGCGAAUCUGGAUCGAUACUCCAAUGGCAUGGAAAUUGGAGAGUCCCAGGCCCAGGGGGAAAGGGGAAGGAGGGCUGAGCGUGAUGAGACAGACCAUGUUAUGAGUUUUAUGCAGUAUGCUGGGAGACCGGAGGAUCGGGGCUUGGGGAAUGGGCUUGGGAUCACAACAAGUGACCAUACUUCCAAUCUCCAGGCACGUAGGAGCAGUGCGUCCAGAUCGAGGCCUAGGCCCGCGGAGCGCAGUUUGGAAGAAGAUAUUGUGGCUGCGGAGGGUAAUAUUGACCUUCCGCCUGCUUAUGAGGCAGAAGAGGGCGCCCCUGGACACGAAAUUAAGUCUCCGUCAGGGAGGAUGAGUAUGACCCCAAGAGGGGGGACUUGA
Penicillium crustosum is the source of this 909-nucleotide messenger RNA. RefSeq lists its product as uncharacterized. The transcript has 2 exons. Lineage: Eukaryota; Fungi; Ascomycota; Eurotiomycetes; Eurotiales; Aspergillaceae. The record is from RefSeq and is a predicted model, not a curated record. Bases 1 to 909 code for a protein of 302 amino acids.